Molecule: messenger RNA, 1185 nt
Organism: Aegilops tauschii subsp. strangulata
Lineage: Eukaryota; Viridiplantae; Streptophyta; Magnoliopsida; Poales; Poaceae
Source: RefSeq, a predicted model, not a curated record
AUGGAUCCCGGCGGCGGCGCUGGGGCCAGCGCCGCCAACCUCCCUGUGGACAUGCUAGCCAACAUCCACGGCCGCCUGAGCCUCCUAGACUUCGCCGCAGCCUUCCGCUCCUCGCGCGGCGCAUUCCGGCCGGAGGCGCCGUGCCUCGUCCUUCCCGGCGACACCCCGGAUACGGUCACGCUCUUCUCCCUCUCUGGACGCCACGCCAUCUCCGUGCGCGCCCCGGAACCCACGCUGCUCGACCACAUCAUCAUGGGCUCCUCACCCUCCCGCGGGUGGCUCGUCACCGCCGACGACCGGGCCCGGCUCCGCCUCCUCAACCCUGUCACCGGCGAGCGGCGCUCGCUCCCGGCCAUCACCACCAUCCCCUGCCUCCACGCCACGACCGGCGGGGAGAACCCCUGCUUGACGCUCGACCUGAAGUGGUUCUUCAGGGGCCCCCCGCUGCGCUCCUACGGCCCUGUGACGAUGACCGCCGAUACAUUGCGCCGCUGCCUCUACCGCAAGGUCGUCCUCUCUGACUCCGGCGCCAUAGCCAUGCUGAUCACGGGGCUGGGGUACGGUGCCGUCGCCUUUGCGACGGCGGGGGGCGGCUCGUGGAGGCUUGCACCCCCGCGCGACGGCGUCGAGCCCAUCGCCUCGCCGAAAGCCGACCCGUGGAGUCUGGGACCCUCGCCUGACGGUGUCGAGGAUGCUGUCCACCACGAGGGCAGGUUCUACUCGAUCACAUGCUCGGGCAAGAUGGAGGAGUCGCGGCAGCAGGAUGCCGACAUCAUGUUCGCGAGCACGGUGGUCGAGCCAGCGCUUCGGCUGGUGCCGGCCGACACGAACAACUGCAAGUACCUCCUGGUGACGCCGGGCGGACGGCUGAUGGUCGUGCUCAAGACCAAGGAGACCACGGGUUGGCGGACACCAUUGUCCUUCAAGGUGCAGGUCCUCGGCGCGGGCGCCAAGGAGUGGAAGGAGACGGACGACAUUGGCGACCCAGCGCUGUUCGUUGGGACGAAGGGUUCGUUGUGUGUGUCGACGAGGGAGCACCCGGAGCUCAGGGCCGGCUGUGUCUACUAUGCCGCCCACGGCGGCGUCGUGGUGUUGAGCCUCAAGGGCGGCACGGUGAAGGAGGUCGAUGGCCUCUGGACGGACCACAGCUGGCUGGAGUGGUUCACGCCGUGCAUUUCACGAUAG